AUGCGGAUCGCGUGCCUUCAGUUCGCGCCGCAGGUUGCAGAUGUGGAAAACAACCUCAACAAGGCGGACGAGGUCCUCAACCAGGCGGAUUCCGACGACCUAGGCCUGGAUCUUUUGGUCCUUCCAGAACUGGCCUUCACCGGCUACAACUUCAAGUCAUUAACCCACAUAUCUCCCCAUCUUGAAGAAUCCAGCACGGGUAUCAGCUCGCUCUGGGCUCGGAAUACAGCCCUCAAGCAUGACUGCACCGUCGUCGUGGGAUAUCCCGAAAAGGUAGAUCCGACGCUGAACUGGCCUACGGACCCCCAGUAUUACAACUCGGCAAUCGCUGUCAACGGCGAUGGCGAAACAGUGGCCAACUACCGCAAAUCCCAUCUGUAUUACACCGACGAGACUUGGGCUUUGGAGGGCUCCCAUGGCUUCUUCAAAGGACGACUUCCAGGCUUAGGUCAAGCCGCCAUGGGGAUAUGCAUGGACCUAAAUCCUUACAAGUUUGAAGCUCCUUGGAACAAGUUCGAAUUUGGACAACAUGUGCUGGACAGCGGUGCUCGACUUGUCAUAGUUUCUAUGGCUUGGCUUACGAAUGAGGAUCCUCGAGAAUUUACCAGCACUCCCAUGGAGCCCGAUAGCAUGACUUUAUUGUACUGGGUGUCUCGCCUUGAGCCGCUGAUUCGGGCAGAAUCGAACCAAGAAGUCAUUGUCGUCUUUGCGAACCGCUGUGGCAUCGAGGGCGAAGCAACUUAUGCUGGUACCAGCGCUGUUGUUGGCAUACAGUCUGGCGAAAUUUGGGUUUACGGUAUAAUGGGCCGCGGUGAAACGGGUCUGCUUGUCGUUGAUACCGAGUCUGAGCCGUAUGCUAGACUGUCUUACCAGCCGCUUCAGCCCAAUAUUCGAUCCGAAGACGAUGCCUCACCGGACCUGGAGAAAAACUCUGGCAAUGGCCCGUAUCGACACAAUGAGUCUCAGGGUCAGUCUCGCGAAGACUAUGAAGAUUCAUCCAAGGCACCCAUUGACUCUUCAACCGACCAACAAGAAGAUGAUUUGCACAUGUGGCUUAUGGGUAACUCGAUCAAUCCGGAUGUUCAACACAACCACCAAUCUUCCGAGUACAUCAAGGGAUAUGAUAAACACACGCCAAACAAGCCCCAGGUUGAGAAUACGCAAAGAUCAUCGAGCCCAAAAUUGAAUAUCAAUUCUCUACAGCUUGAUAUCCCGCCUGAUCAAUACAUGCUCAGACGAUACCUCGAGGCUGAGUCUCCGGUAUCUCAUCUGGACUCAUUCAAAUCCCCGAACCAGUCUACAACAGCACCCCCAGAAGAACUCCGGGGCUCGCGAAAAGAUCGAGAUGACUACGUAGCUUUCUACCCCGACAUGAUGGAAGAUGAGAAACGAUUUAGUCUCCGAUCUGAUGUGUCUGUCUGGAACAACGAACCUGGUCGAGUCCGCCAAAUAUCUGUCUCAAUGAUUGACGGCCCCGAAUUAUCGCAUCUAUCAACUCAAGAACGGCCCAGGACUGUUGAAGCAGGAAAUAGCGCCAGAUUUCAAGAGCGAAACAGAAACAGACAUAGGGCACACAGCCAGCGGCAAUCCUCUGAUUGGAAUAGUCGGCGUGGUAGUGACUAUGGGAUGCCGUUAUCGAGACAGUCGUCUCAGAAUCAACUCCGAAGCAAGUACAGCUACAGUCAAAUCGAUGAAAUGGCGAGGAGUUAUUCCAGCAGUGCUGUUCUACCAGUGCACCUUUUGCAAUCUCACACAACUUCGCAAGUAGCUACAGAGGAGACUGGGAGGGGCAGGCGGCGAUCUUCGCACAAACAACUGAAAGAGGGACGGCGCGAGUCUCGAGGCACGCAAAUGUCCCAAAGAGAGCCAAUUGAUCUUUCACAGUUUGCCCUCAUCGAAGAAUAUCCUUCUGCUAGUUGUCCAGUGCAUGGUAGUCGCCCUCCAUCUGGGACUAGGCGUCAGAACAGUUCGAGGGCCAGAGGUCGAUCAGGGAAUCGUUCGCAACCUUUGUUGGAGGCGGAAACAGCUAGGAGACAAUCCACCCGGCGCGAUACGUCGCAGAACGAAAGCCAGAGGGAUGUUCACAGUCUAUCACACCGACGUACGCACUCGUCACAGCCUGAACAAGUCCGGUCCAGUAUUGAGACGAGACGGGGUGAGAAGGAGAGGUCCAAAGAAUCUACUGCAAAGACGAGUUCCGGCCCCAAGACGCCGACUGCCAUGCAAUUGAUUCCGGAUCUGGAGUUACUUGAUGGCCUCGAGAAAACGUUCUCUUUGCUGAAAUGCGUGGAAAAGGCUCCGGCGCAUAUUGUGAGGCGACGUGUGAGCUCAGUCUGGUAG
Trichoderma breve is the source of this 2340-nucleotide messenger RNA. RefSeq names its product carbon-nitrogen hydrolase domain-containing protein. Gene Ontology annotation, molecular function: protein-N-terminal asparagine amidohydrolase activity; protein-N-terminal glutamine amidohydrolase activity. Gene Ontology annotation, biological process: protein catabolic process. Lineage: Eukaryota; Fungi; Ascomycota; Sordariomycetes; Hypocreales; Hypocreaceae. Bases 1 to 2340 code for a protein of 779 amino acids. The record is from RefSeq and is a predicted model, not a curated record. The transcript is spliced from 3 exons.